This is a messenger RNA of Lottia gigantea (owl limpet), 180 nucleotides long. RefSeq lists its product as hypothetical. The annotation marks the transcript as partial. Lineage: Eukaryota; Metazoa; Mollusca; Gastropoda; Lottiidae. The transcript has a single exon. The record is from RefSeq and is a predicted model, not a curated record.
UGCCAUGUUCUUCAGGUGAUUGUCUUGUCGUGUUCUUUGGGUGAAUGUCCCAUAAUGUCAUGUUCUUUAGGUGAAUGUCUCAUAAUGUCAUGUUCUUUAGGUGAAUGCAUCAUAAUGUCAUGUUCUUUGGGUGAUUGUCUCAUAAUUUCAUGUUCUUUGGGUGAUUGUCUUGUAAUUUAG